Closterium sp. Naga37s-1 is the source of this 1320-nucleotide messenger RNA. The record is from the annotation of a GenBank genome assembly. Lineage: Eukaryota; Viridiplantae; Streptophyta; Zygnematophyceae; Desmidiales; Closteriaceae.
AUGCCCCCCUCUAUCCCCCUUUCCCCGUCCCCUGCAGGCCAGCACGCUAGUGGUGGCGGAGCACACAGGGAGGGGCGCGGGGGUCUCCGCCGCGGCCCUGAAGCCGCCCACGCUCUCCCCACCCGCUGUGCCUCCCCUUACCUACUCCCCUUCCCCCCUCUCUUCCCCAUACAGGCCGGCACGCUGGUGGUGGCGGAGCACACGGGGAGGGGCGCGGGGGGCUCCGCCGCGGCCCUGAAGCCGCCCACGCUCUCCGCGGUGGCGGCUGCGCGGAAACUGGGCGGACCCGUGGCUGUGCUGGUGGCGGGGAGUGGCGAGGCAGUUGCUGACGUGGCAGCUGCUGUGGCAAAGAUCGAAGGGGUGGAUGAGGUGAUUACAACAGAGAGUCCCGCCCUGGACCACGCCCUGCCCGAGCCCCUGGCGGCGCUACUGACAAACCUCGCCGCCCAGCGGUCGUUCUCGCACGUCCUUGCCGCCUCGUCCACCUUCUCCCGUAACGUGCUGCCACGUGUCGCCGCGCUAUUGGACGCUGCGAUGGUGUCUGACGUGGUUGAAAUCGUGGAUGAGACGACCUUUGUGCGUCCAAUCUAUGCAGGGAACGCUCUAGCCACUGUGCGCUGCUCCACCCCCUCCCCCGCCGUCCCAACGCUCCUCACAGUCCGCGCCACCUCCUUCCCUGCCUCCUCCUCCGCCUCCUCCUCUGAAUCCUCCACUGCUCCCAAGACCACGCCUUUCGACUUCCAAGUCCGCGCCACCUCCUUCCCUGCCUCCUCCUCCUCAGCCGCCUCUGCUCCCAAGACCACGCCGUUUGACUUCCAAGACACAGUUCGUUGCCUCAUCCCCUCUGCCUCCAUCCCAAUGCCCAUCCCCUCUCUGUCCCGGCUCCCCACCACCUCCUUCCCUGCCUCCGCCUCCCUCUCCUCUUUCUUCCCCUCCCUUUCUUCCCGUUCUUCUCCUCCCUUUUUCCUCCCCUUUUCCCCCUACUUCCCCCCUUCUUCCCCUGUUCUUCCCCCGUUCUUCCCCCUUUCUUCCCCUCUUCCUCCCUCCAUAAUCCCAGCCCCCCCAGCGGAUUGUUUUAGGUGCCUCAAAGCGAGCCGUUUUUCUGCAAUAAACCUUCUUCUGCCCUUCUCCUUCCCUUCUUUACCCCUUCCUGCCCCCCUUCCUGCCCCCCUUCUUGCCCCCUUCUUGCCCCCCUUCUUGCCCCCUUCUUGCCCCCUUCUUGCCCCCUUCUUGCCCCCUUCUUGCCCCCUUCUUCCCCAUGUUCCCAGCCCCCGCAGCCGAAAAUUCGUCCUGGGUCGGGCAGGAGUUGCGGGCAGCUGA